Setaria italica (foxtail millet) is the source of this 2648-nucleotide messenger RNA. RefSeq names its product probable ADP-ribosylation factor GTPase-activating protein AGD14. The transcript is spliced from 14 exons. The record is from RefSeq and is a predicted model, not a curated record. Bases 346 to 2307 code for a protein of 653 amino acids. Gene Ontology annotation, molecular function: GTPase activator activity. Lineage: Eukaryota; Viridiplantae; Streptophyta; Magnoliopsida; Poales; Poaceae.
CUGGCACCCUCCUCGGUCCUCGCAUCCCAUUGCCAAUUUUCCCAUCGCCAUCUCGCACGGCGACAGCGGUAGCCCAGUUCGAAACGCAAGGAACCAAGCGCAACCCAACGCCCAGCCUGCAGACACGCAGACCGCCACUCCCACGCCUCGCUUCUGCUGCUGCUGCUGCUUGCCCCGUUGCACGCCUUGCUUCCCUCCGAUUCCGGCGCCCAUUCUUCAAUCGCAGAAAUCGCCCGGAACCCGCUGCGAGAUCGCCGGCCGAGCCCCGCGCUCGAUUCGAGGGGAAGAGCGGCGAGCGACGCGACAAAUCCAGGCUGAAGUUCUCCGGCCGAAGCUGCAAGUGCGAUGGCGGCCGCGUCCAGGAAGGAGGAGGAGAGGAACGAGCGGAUCGUGCGGGGGCUCCUCAAGCUGCCGCCCAACCGCAAAUGCGUCAACUGCAACGGACUCGGGCCGCAGUACGUGUGCACCAGCUUCUGGACCUUCGUCUGCGUCUCCUGCAGCGGCAUCCACCGUGAGUUCACGCACCGUGUGAAAUCCGUCUCCAUGUCCACGUUCAGCACGCAAGAGGUCGAGGCUCUCCAGAAGGGUGGGAACCAGCGAGCCAGAGAAUCGUUCCUGAAGGAUUUUGAUACCCAGAAAAUGAGGCUACCUGAUAGCAGCAACAUUGGCAAUCUUAGGGAAUUCAUAAAAGCUGUUUAUGUGGAGAGAAGGUAUGCUGGUGGGAGGUUUUCUGAAAGGCCUCCAAGAGAUAAACAGAACCAAAAGGCCCAUGAAGAAGAACAUAGAAGGGCAAGCUCCUACCAUUCAUUUUCACAGAGCCCACCUUAUGAUUACCAGUAUGAAGAGCAACGCAAUGGGAAACAAUCUGCAUUCCUGAGUAGGAAGCCUGGCUCAGAUCGGGGGCUUCAGGGGAAGAUUUCUGGAUUUGCUUACAAUUCACAUAGCCUGCAUGAGAGAAUGUCUGAGGACGGCUUUGCUGGUGAGAGUUGUGGAUCGAGGACUUCUAACUGCUCAGGGUCAAGCAUGAGUGAUACAGUUAGAACUGCACCGCAAUCACCUAAUUUUCCUGAUAAUGGAUGUUUCAGCCCACCUGUGGUAAAAGAUCAAUCAAAUCAACAGAGUUCCUAUGGGCUCACUAGUUCACAGUCUCUCUUGCAGAGAACUGUAUCAGCAGGAAACAUAGAUUCAAUCUCUCUUAAGUCAGGCAAGUCAAGCUUGUUUGAUUUGAUUUUUGAGGAUGAUAAUGUUCAAAGGACUCAGAAAUCCACAAACUCCGCUGCUCCAAGUUUCAUAGCCUUUUCUGAUGCUAUUAGUGCCCCAAAUCAAGAUCUCUUUAAUUCCACAGCUGCUCAGAAACACCAUGUAACUAACUUGGAUCAAUCUCUAGACCUAUUUGCAAAUAGGCCUACCGAAACUCCAUCUGCUGAUAAAGCAAUACCAGCAGCUCCGUCAAUGGACAAUGCUGGGUGGGCUACAUUUGAUACACCUCCAGAGCAAAAGCAAUCUUCAGUCACUGGGCUUUCUUAUGUUCCUGCCACAAGCAAUGAUAAACAGACUCUGAGUCGAGAUUUGUUUUCUUUUGAAUCAAAUGAUGAGCCAACAUGGUUUGAGAGCUCUAAGGAUAAUGCUUCAGUUACCAAUAAAUCUAUUGCCACAUCUCUUGAUACAGGCAGUUCUCAGCCUUGGAGCGCUUUUGAUGCCUCCAGUACUAGCACCCAGUACACUGUCAAGGGAGAUCUAUCAUUGCAAGGUUCUAAAGGACCGGUGGAUGAAAAUAGUUCUCAGCUCUGGCAUUCAUUUGAUGAUGUUAAUGGGGCCGUUUCUCAUGAUCAACUAUGUGCUCAACGGCGAAUUGAUGAGCACAGUAAUGUUGUAAGCAUUUCCCUUUCAACCAGCAAUCCAUUUAUGUGCUCUGUAGCUUCAAAGGGAUCUCAAGAUGAUGACCCUGCUCAAGUAUUCAUGGAUGGAUUAUCACCUAAUACGUUGCUUUCUGCUUCCGCAGAGCCAUCUCUGGAAGGAGCCUCUACUGAGCAGAUGCCAUUAAAUCCAUUUGAGCUUCCAUUUGACACUCAUUCAGGGACUCCUGAUCUGUUCAUGGACGUAAGUUCAUUGCAAGAGGCCUUGCCAAAUCCGGAUCUACCAGCUUUCCUUGAUGGUUUGCCUGAAACAUGGUUCUCCAGCAGUUCUUGUGCCUUCGUUCCAUCAGCAUCACAUGGUGGACUACCCUGCCUUGUCGAGCAGGCCCCGAACUCUCCGCUGCGGAACAUACCGGUUGGCACUGUAUCGACAGGAAAUCCUUUCGCAUAGAGGAUGGCGACGGAGACGCUAAUCCGCGUCAUGGUCAUGUCGCUUUAGUUAGAUGAACUUUAGAGCUAGGCAUUUUGUGAGAACCCGGAUGAUGCUGUAGUAGUGGUGGUGCACAGCGCAAGGUGAUCAGAGGAGGUUCAAUGGAGGAAAUAUAUUUAGUAAUUAUAAGGUUUCUGCUGGUGCGUGGAAUGUGUAUAUUCUUUGUCCACUUCAUUUCAUGUACUCUAAAAUGAACGGGCUGGUUCAUUGUUCCAACUCCGUCAGAGGACGAUUCACACCAAAGGUUCAGAGAGUUCAGGCUGGCAGGGCGUCCUGGUACAUCUCUCUUUCUGAUAGCUUCA